AUGACCUUCCGCACCCGGUUCGAAGCCACUCGGUCUUUCGAUCUCGAGGACGACAUGGAAUUCUGCCCCGGCCUGUUGACGGACAGCGAUCUGGUCUCCAUCCAUAGCGCUUCUGAGCGUUCUUCGCUCGCAAGCGGUUCUCCCGAGUCCUCUCCCACACAACAGCCCCAGACGGUCGCUCCGGCCUUCUCUCUCAACUCUGCCUCGCCUUCCUUCAUCCCUCCUGCGUUCCAGAACCAACAGUCCAGCCUCAAGUUGCACCAGCCUGCAGCCACCCGUGGUCGCGCCAUUCCUAUUGUGAACCCGCUCACCGGUGCGACCAUGAGCAGCCCGCCUCCUUCCGUCUCCCCGGCCAGGAUGCAGCAGAUGCCUCUCAGGCGAUGGUAA
This is a messenger RNA of Parascedosporium putredinis, 387 nucleotides long. The record is from the annotation of a GenBank genome assembly. Lineage: Eukaryota; Fungi; Ascomycota; Sordariomycetes; Microascales; Microascaceae.